CGCCGCCGCCGCCUGUCUCUCCGCCCGCCGCUCCGCCCGGUCCGGGCUGUCCCGGUGCGUCCUCUCCGCCAGUUCGGGACGGGAUCGAGCGCCCGCUUUUUUUUUUCUUUUCUUUUUUUUUUUUUUUCAUGAAUGAAUAACGGGAGCGGAGAGGAGAAGAAUAGCAUGCCUGUGAGAGUCCCCUGCAGCCGCGCUCCCGGGGGGCCAGCCGCCGAUGAGAGGGAUUAACGACGGAGCGGAGCCGCGGCUCAUUGCGGAAAAGCGAGCCUUGCUGCAGACUGGCGUGCGCGAGACGCAGCGUGGAGAGACGGGCUCCACAGCGGCGCACAGCAGCGGAAUAAACACCGCCGCGACCACAAUGUCCAUCCACAUCGUGGCUCUGGGGAGUGAGUGUCCCGGAGGAGUGGGGACCGGGGAGGAGAUCCUGGGCCAGGGGCAGCUGCAGGGGGGCUUGCUGUGGAGUUACCUGGGUCAUGGAGCGCUGGUGGGACCCUGCGACCUGGAGAGCAGCCUGCACAACCCGGCCUUCAUGGAGUACACCUCACGGGUGUUCGGGGACGUCACUGUGGUGGUCCGGGAUUGUCCCAGCUGGGACCUGUUGGACAGCGAUUGGUCCAGCGUACGGAAGGUUCUUGAGCAGGCGGACAUCCUGGUCAUUAAGUAUUCAGUCACCGACAAGCUGGCCUUCCAGCAGGUCAGGAAUGGCUAUGCCCCGAGACUCCGCCCACUCCUGAGGCACUGGGGUGUACCUGUCAUCCUUGUUGCUGUUGGUGCACGGCUGAAUGAUGAGGGGCCUCCGUGCACGUGCCCGUUGUGUGCGUCGGACUGGAGCAGCUGUGUGCCUCACAGUGAAGGUCUGCAGCUGUCCCGGGACCUGGGGGCCACCUAUCUGGAGCUGCCCUCGCUCAACCACGUCUUUGUGGGCCGCUACUUUGGCAGCGUGCUGGAGUACUUCAUGAUUCAGUGUCUGAAGCACAAAGCCAAAGAGAGGCCAGAGAAGAGGCGUGGGAAUAAAGUGAAUGAGCUUCGUCCUCCUCACUUAGAACAACCAGCUCGUCUUCCCCCGAUCCGAGUGGAGGAGUCCAGCUUCUCCCAGGACAUGCAGUGGCUGCUGGAGCGUGGCGUGCAGUUCGCCGAUGUGGCUUUCUACGCCGGGGAUUCUGGAAAAGAGCUGGGGUGGGCCCACGCCGCCGUGCUUUGUGCCGUCAGCCCGUAUUUCAGACAGCUGCUCCUGGGGCCCAAGACCAGGGAGCGUCCGCAGUCACGAUGCGUGUGCAGGGACCGAGACGGCGCCCCUCAUUCACUGCUCUCCACCUGGGAUGGCGGCAUCAUUGAUGACAUGCCAAGAUCAGAAGGACACCUGACAGGACGCCUCACCCGUCUGGUGGUGAAGGACCCCCUCCUGUGCAUGUGCCUGUGGGAGACGCUCAUGUUUAUUUACAGAGGAGCGUGGGAGUGGGAUCACCUACAGGAGGCCCUGGAAGAGAAGCUGAAGAAUUCGCUGGCCGUGGCUCAGCUUAUGGAGCGCAUACGAACUCUCAUCGGCAGAGACAAGGGCCCCAGAGACACGCCGAGUGCACGUGCCGCUCAGCUCUGCCCUCAGACUCUUGUGAACCUCUUCAAUUCUCCUCUUUACUCUGAUGUCAUCUUCAUGGUGCAAGGGAGCGUGCUGCCGGCCCACCGGGCGGUGCUGGUGGCCCGCUGCGACGUCAUGGCGGCCAUGUUCAGCGGGAAGUACGCAGAGGCCCGGAGUCGAGUGGUGCCCAUCCACGGCGUCUCCUCGGACACCUUCCUGUCCUUCCUGGAGUACCUCUACACGGACUCCUGCUGUCCUGCCAGUGUGCUGCAGGCCAUGGCCGUGCUGGUGUGUGCUGAGAUGUACCAGGUGAAACGGCUGCAGCACCUGUGUGAGGUGUGUGUGUGCGCCUACCUUCAGAGCAUGCCCAGCAGGGAGCUGGCGUCCACCGGCAUCAGCGUGGUUCGACUACUCCGCAGGGCAAAGUGCCACAAUGCAGAGCAGCUGUACGUCUGGCUCCUCCACUUCAUCGCCAACAACUACCUGAUCUUCAGUCAUAAACCAGACUUCCUGGAGCUGUCAGAUGAGGAACGCGAGCAGGUGGAGAGGCUACGCUGGCCGUCCAGAGGCUACCUGCAGGAGCUGAGCGAGUACCAGCAGCGGCGGCGCAAGCUCCGCAAGUCCCGCUGCAUAGUCAUGUGACCACAUCUGGACGCCAAAUCCCUGCAGAAGAUGGAGAAAGAGAAGAGGAAGGAGUCCAAGGAGAGAAAGAAGACAAAGGAGGGCGGUCACCCUCAUGUGAGACAUAGGAAAAAUAUCUUUUUCUAUUUAUCCUGCAGGCUGAAAAGCCGCCUCUGAGAAGCUCCUGAACGAAUGGGCCCGUGUCAGCGACACGUCUCCUGCAGGGAUUGACUGGCGCGUCCUUUUUUCCAUAAUGACUAUUCCAUCAUGGGCAAUACAAAAUGAACAACCCUUAAAAACUCAGUCUGAUUUUAAAACGGCUGUUCAGCAAAUGACCAGAGGCUCUGUGAAAGAUCCGGCCUCUAAACGGCCGGACGGAGACGGAAGGCGAAAACGGACCCAUCGUGACGACGCGGAUCUGUUGGGGGAACAAACCAGCACGGCGUGAGGACUGUUGCAGGCUGCAAUGUGACUUCAGGUGGAAGAAGCAGGAUAAACUACAGCACUGAAGGCCUUUCUUCUCCACUCGACUCCUGACAAGGUCUGUGUACGCUCCGCACGCCGGACACAGGACUGAUUAAACCCACGCCGGCUCAUCUGUGUCUCAUUGGCUCUAAAGAUUGUGAACAUGUGGACACACAGCAAAGUUACUCAUACCCACACGAAAUUCUGAUUUGCAGACUUUUUUGGGGGUUCAGCAGAAUGUUUUCAUCUGGCUGGAAAUGACAUAAACAUGUUACAACUCCUGUGAAUACACAGUGGUGAUCUAGCAAUUCAAAUAAUGGUGAACGCUAAAGACAAAGACGAGGACCCCGCAAAAGCUGGGAGAAAAAAAUGCAAGUGAGCCUGGAUAGAUAAAAUAAACUGGAUCACUGCACUGAUGUGAGGACCUAAAGUCAGGGGUGGUAAUCAGAUUACUAAGGGACAAUUCAGGUGAUCUUCUUGAUCGAUUUGGUAUUGAGGCGGCCGGUGCAAGAGAGACUUACAUUUGGUCCGACUGAAAGGGAGUCUGGUCAAAGUACGGACAAUUUAUGGAAGUGUAAAUACCACCACAAGUGGAUUAAACAACUGGACAGAGACCAGUUCUCGAGUACAUACAUGAACACACUCUGCAGUUCAGUUUAGUAAUGAGAGCUGUGAGCGGACCGAACGCAGAGCGCGAAGGACUUUAUAAGUGCGGUAACUCCAAAGUUCAUCACAACUCAAAUGAAUAAUGUUGCAUUUCCUUGUUUUACAGGCUUUUGAUGAGUUUCAUUUAAAAAUCCCACCCACAUAAAGCGUUUUGCUUGAAUUUCACAUUUUGUUUACAUCUUUUGAUCUACUCCAUCAAUAAUGCCAGUAUGAAGCAAAUAUUAAAACAUGAUCAGAAGGAUUUUUUUAUUUUAUUUUAAGAGGUGGUCUUCAUUGAAAAAAUAUAUCGCACACAUUUCUGGUGCAUUUGUCACAUGUUUAUGUCAUGAUGCCCCGGACUGAAAAAAAAAGAAAAAAAUCACUACAAAUCAAAAUUUGGCAUGUGUAUGGAUAAACUGUAUCUAACCUCUCAGUAGCUCAAACAUUUCAGCAACGUGAUCAUAUCGCCCAGAAAAAAAAAGAAAAGAAAAAAGAUAAACGGCACCUGAUAACAGAGUCCAGACCACCGGCAUACCCAUUCUCAUCUGUAAUAUAUCAGACAGUUUAGCAUAUGAGCAGGACCAAUUUCAUUAAAAUUCUUUUAUUAGAUUCUUCCACAUUUAUAAUGCAACAUCUGUGAGGAUCUUGGCGCCCGGCUGAUUUUUGUCACCGCGCAGGGUGGACUACAUUUUGGUCGCGGCCGGUGUCAAACGAGGUCGUAUCGCGCUCGAAGAAGAGACAUCAUGACUAACAAUGAAAGCCUCAAUAAAACUUCAAGCCCGUAUCAAGAUCAAGCGUUCUGCACAUGGAAUCCAGAGGAAGAAUCAGAAAAGCUCCCUCUGUGGGUUAACAUGGAGUCAUGCAGAAAGAGUCGUGGGUUUGCAAUAAGGCUUUCAGAGUGUGUGUGUGUGUGUGUGUCGGAGUGGACACAAUUAUUUAUUUCCUAUUCUUUUUGGGUUUUUUUGAGAGGUUAUUUUCAAUCAUAAUGAGAUUAUGAUUUAUUGGUGCUGCAAUUAUUUUUGUAAACUAUGAUGUAUGUGAACAUUUAUUUUGGGUUUUUUUUUAUUUACAUUGAGAAAACAGGGUUGCACUACUUUACAGUCUAAUGUUUCACUGCUAUUUACUCAAAAGAAAUUCUCCGUUACAAAUAACAGUCAGCCUAAUUUGUACGAUCA
Messenger RNA from Salarias fasciatus (jewelled blenny), 4482 nucleotides. RefSeq names its product Rho related BTB domain containing 3 (gene rhobtb3). The record is from RefSeq and is a predicted model, not a curated record. Gene Ontology annotation, molecular function: protein binding. The coding region runs from base 215 to 2218 and encodes 667 amino acids. NCBI's taxonomy places the organism in Eukaryota, Metazoa, Chordata, Actinopteri, Blenniiformes, Blenniidae. The transcript is spliced from 13 exons.